CGCUUCCGCUUCAACGUCGGCGGCAGCGGUCAGACGUAAUCACAGCGACGCCUCUGGACAACGUCGGUACUGCCGCUCAGGUGACGCAAGCUGCAGGCAAAGCCGGUUCUUUUUCCUAGAAAAUGAAAGCGAAAGCAUCCUGGGACACUUGAUACAGCUCAAACUAGACGGAGAGUCAAAGUGGACACCAGCAAAGAAGCACCAUGGCUCUGCUGCUGAAGGUUUUCCUAUACUGUAUGGUAACGGCUGGGGUGCACUGCGUCCACCCGCUGCAAUGGCUGCCCUGUCAGUUCACAGACGAGCAUGUGAGCCUCAACAGUGAGGGACACAUUGAGACUCAGCUCAUCCACAGAGAGGCCAUGCUGCAGUUUGGUCAAAAAGGGGACGCUCCUGUUAAUCCACACGCCGUCACCUUCUUGAUCACUGGAUCCAAGGUGGACCUGCGGCGGUACCUGGAUGGCGUGGAAGCAGAUCAGUUGGAAUGUGAGGUGCGCAGGUACAGCACAGAGGGCAUCCAUAUCCACUGGCCCAGCCAGGAGGCCAAGGACUACAACCGGUGGUUCACCUGCACCGUCAAGCAGGACAAGGGUCUGUUCACAGUCACGGCCUUCCUCAGACACCCGUCUGACCAGCCUCCACCAGGACAGCAGGACUACCGCAGCUGGCCGGCCAUCGCUGACACCGAGAUCCUCACUACGUCUGUUGCCAUGGUCACCAAGACACAAACUCCGUCUGUGAAAGCCACCCUGAGCUCAGAGCAGAGGCUCCACUGCCUGUUCGCCAUUGACCACCGCGGGGCCAACGUCACCGUGGAGUGGUACUGGCAACAGCGCGGAGAGAGGAAGAAGCUCUUCAGCCACACCAGCCGCACACGGCAGACCCAGGGCUCCGGCGUGGCGCUGAAGGCCCUCGCAGGAGGAGACGCCUCCUACACACUCCCCUUCACCAAGAUGAGCAGUGAAGGAACGUACAUUUGCUCCGUGCUAGUUAAUCCGCUGUUUGGGAGUCAGGACGUGAUUCUGCACAUUGAAGAGCCCCCCCGCGUCUCCCUGAACGUGGCACCCGUUCUGUCCGUGUCGGACGGCGCCGAACGCAAGAUUGUCUGCGAGGCGGAGAGGUACUACCCUCUGGACGUGGAGAUAAACUGGUACGAGCAGGACCCAGCUGUGGCGGGUCAGCGGGUCGGGGCCCCGCUCCCUAAGACGCUGCAGAACGUCCUGCUCUCCAGCCACAAGCACAACCAGGACAUGACCUACUCGGUGUCGGCCUUCUUCUACCUCCAGGCUUCGCCGCAAGCUUCAGGAAAGCAGUUCACCUGCAGCGUCUCCCAUAAGUCCCUGAGAGUGCCCAUCAAGAAGAGCUUCAUCCUGCAGGUUGAAGAGCCGAGCAGCUGGAUGUUUUACCUUUUUAUAUUCUCCGUCAUGGUUAUCCUGAUCGUUGUUCUGGUUAGGAUGCUGCCUGCGCUGCUCUCAGCGAAUAAAAAGUCUAAGCAGAAUAAACCCUACUGAGCAGCUGUGCACCACGAGGAGAAUCAGCAGUACCAGCCAGGACUUUCUGACUCCUUCCUUCGUUUUGGAUUUUAGGAUGAUUUGGGAUUUCUGUGAAACUUGGAUGUUCUAUGUUGCACUGACUUUAAUGUAAUUUUAAGAGUGAUUAUUCCUGGGUAAGAAAACUUGAUGAGCUAGAAGAGAAAAAUGAUCCAAGGUUGACAGUUUAAUGUGUCCUUUGUUUGUGGAACCUUGGCGCAUCGCUUCCUGCUCGCGCUCUGACUAUCUGAGUGUCCACAGGGGAAGCUGGAUUUGUUAUCGGAGCUACAAUGCCGUGGAAUAGCAUUCACACCCUUUGCUACAUUACAGCCAUAAUGUCCCGCUAUGUUAUUGAAGUUUAUGGGACAGAACCAACUCAAAGUUGAUCAUACAUGUGAAGAAGAAGGAAAAUGAUGCACAUAUGUUUUAUGACAUGUUUACAUGUAAAAAUCUGAAAAGUGUGGCAUGCAUUUUUGUUGCACCCCACUGAGGGCAUAUUCUGCAGAUCCACCUUUUGGUGCAUUUACAGCUGGAAACCUUUAAGAGUGUCUACCAGCUUUCCCCAUCUACAGACAAACCUUUGGCUAAGAAUUCUUUGCUGCAUAGUUCAAGCUCAGUUAAAGUCGAGGCAGAACAUCUCAGCAACAGUGUUCAAUUCUUAAUUGGAUUAAGGUCUGGACUUUGACUGGACCAUUCACACUUGAACAUGCUUUGUUUUUAUUUGCUAUUUGCUAUUUAUUUAACCAGGAAGUCACCAUUGAGAUCAAACAUGAGCAUCCACAUAGACUAUCCAUCUUCCUAUCAACUCUGACCCACUUCCAUGUCCCUGCUGAAGAAAAGUCCCCACAGCAUCAUGCUGCCACCACCAUGUUUCAGCAUGGUUAUAAUCGGUUCACGUUGAUCAUCAUCAGAGAUUUUCAGCCACAUGUUAGCCAGGAACUUAGGUUUGAUCGGACCAAAGGACGGUCCUCCCUGUGAUUGUUGUAUACCCUGCAACUGUCCCGUCAGCAGAUUCCAUCACAUGAGCCGUUGAUCUCUGCAGAUCCUCCAGAGCUUCUUACCAUGAGCUUCUCUGCUGCUUUUCUGGUGAAUGCUCUCCUGCCCUGUCUGACAGUUCAGGUAGACAGCCAUGUAUGGUUCAUCCCUGAUUGGUCUGCAGUGUUCCUUGGUCUUCGCUAACAAACCUCUGGGGCCUGGGUCAGAACAGAACAGCUGGAUUUUAUAGCAAGCCAACACAUAGGGUGACUCUUUACAGCAACUGGUUUUACCAGAUUUUAAUCUAAGUAGAGGAGACUUAAUUCACAUAACUUUUUAGAAUUUACUAAUUUACUUUAUGUUGGUUUGUUACAAUAAACAAACAACCAUACACACACACACAGCUAAAGGUAACCUAGAGUCAGCAGUUAACCUAACAAGCACGGUUUCAGACCAUGAGACUGGAAGCAGAGUCCCCUACAGAGGUAGGAAGGCUGCUUUACUCCUCACUGCUUCAUUCCAGCCCUAACAAGUUUCCUUUCUAACAGUUUUCUGUGGCUUACUCUUAACAGUAAUGUUUUUCAUUUUACUGAGGGCCCCUUCAGUAACGCCACGUUGGGUGCUGGUCAUUAUAUCCCUUGACACUUUUUGCUUUUGGAGUGUGACUUGUUUUGAACCUGUUGGAUGUCCUUUCCUGAAUGCAUCUAAAUACUUGACCAGCAUGGCGGCUCAUUGUAAAUUACUUGAAAGAGAAAAAAAAUAAACUUUACUGUGUUUGUCGUUUUAAGAGAUAGGACAAAUUUAGGUAGAUUGUAGAAAGCACAAUCAUUUAUCUCUACUGUUUCUAUAGUAAGGAUGCUGCUUCAGUUAUACUUUUAUAUUGGUCUCCAGCUCUCUCUGCUAAACUUGUGUGAGAACAACAAAACAGAAGACACCAUGUGUUGAUCAGUUCAAAGCAGCAGUUUUAAUCCCAGGCUUGAUUUGUCUACAGCAGCUCAGUAAAGAUUUGGAACAUAAAUCUCAGUCAGUGAAAAUUUCUAAAGGAUUAACAAAUGGAUUCAUUACACACUGUUAUAUCUUUCUUUUGUUGUUCUCUGUUGAACUUAAUAAUUAAGGUUUACAGAUAAAGCCCACAUUUAUAUUUCUCAGAAAAAUGCUAUAGUACAGAAGACCAAUUCAAACAAUUGUUAUAUAAAUGCAUUUUUCAUUUACUGUAUAGUACAUGAAUUUCUGCAUCAAUGCAGCGUAGAAUGAAGACCGGCCUGCCACUCUGUGAGGUCCAGUUUGUUUCAGCGGUGGCCUUCAGCUUGUCUGCAUCCAUGGUUCUGGUGUCCCUUCCCUUCCUCUAUGCUACUAUAGCCCAUGGUGUCUCUGUGGGGUUUAGGCCACUGCAACGCCAUGGUCCCUCAACCAGCUUCUGGUACCUUUGGCAGAGUGGGUCAGUACCAAGUCCUACUGAAAUCAGAACCUCUGCAAAGUUUGUCAGCAGAAGGAAGAACUCCAACAUUUCCUGCCAGAUGGUUGCAUUGACUGAGGACUUCAGGAAACCCAGUGGACCAACCCUGGCCGAUGGUACGGUACCCCAGACCUUCACUGACAGGAAACGUCACCCUGGAAACGUCUUCCUCCUGACUCUGGGAUGUUGAUUUCUAAAUGAAAUGCAACCUUUACUGUCAUCUGUAAGGAGGACUCGUGACUGUUUUAGCCCAGGUUCUGGAUGGAUCCGUGUGUGGAGGCCAUACAAAGCUCUGACUCCAGCCGCAGUCCACUUUCUGUAUAUCCAGAUAAAGACUCCAGGGUUGACUUUGGUUCAUAAUCAUCUUAAUUGGAUCAGUUUGUUUUGCCAAGUGCCUUGAGACAUUUGCUGUAAAUCUGUGCUUUAUACUGUAAAUAAACCAGAACUUAAUUGUU
Molecule: messenger RNA, 4412 nt
Organism: Fundulus heteroclitus (mummichog)
Lineage: Eukaryota; Metazoa; Chordata; Actinopteri; Cyprinodontiformes; Fundulidae
Gene: dhrs13b.2
Product: dehydrogenase/reductase (SDR family) member 13b.2
Exons: 9
Coding region: 204-1508 (434 amino acids)
Source: RefSeq, a predicted model, not a curated record